This is a messenger RNA of Aethalodelphis obliquidens (Pacific white-sided dolphin), 1746 nucleotides long. RefSeq names its product endogenous retrovirus group K member 10 Gag polyprotein-like. The annotation marks the transcript as partial. NCBI's taxonomy places the organism in Eukaryota, Metazoa, Chordata, Mammalia, Artiodactyla, Delphinidae. Gene Ontology annotation, molecular function: zinc ion binding; nucleic acid binding; structural molecule activity. The transcript has 2 exons. The record is from RefSeq and is a predicted model, not a curated record. Gene Ontology annotation, biological process: viral process.
GAGCAAUGCCCAUGGUUUCCAGAACAAGGAACAGUUAAUAUAGAAACCUGGCAAAAGGUGGGGCAAACUUUGCAAGAUUAUUACAGCCAGCAUGGACCUGAGAAGGUUCCAGUAGAUACUUUUACUUUAUGGAACCUUAUAAGAGAGAGCAUUGCUCCUUUGCCUGAAGAGGAGGAUGAUGAUUCACCUCCUUUUGAUGAUCAAUUGUCUCCUGCAGAUCAGGAUGAUUUAGAUGCUGCUGCCUAUAAUUAUAAAAGAAGGAAAUAUGAACCCCAUGGUGCUUUUGCAUUACAAGAAACUAAAAAAAGUAGGCCUAACUUACAGGAUAUACGCCCUUUGGGUCGUCUACCGACCGCCCCACCAGCACCUUUACGUUCUUCAUUUCUCCCUUUACAAAGGUCAGGGCGUUCAAAUACCAAGGACCUUUCGCGUGGCCUACCACCUCCACCACCUUUUAAUAAAGGUCAAGGCGAAUAUAAAAGGCAUAGGAGAAUAAAUAAUGAAGAUAAUGAUUAUGCUUUUGCAGCCUGCUUUCCGGUUAUUUUUGAGGAUGAUUUUGAUGAUGAGCCAUAUUGGGAUCCUUUGCCUUUAAAACUUUUAAAAGAACUUAAAAAGGCUUGUGUAAAUUAUGGACCAUUGGCGCCUUAUACUAUGACUUUUAUAAACGCCUUGGCAAAUAAAUGGAUGACUCCAUAUGACUGGAUUCAGGUUGCAAAGGCUUGUUUGUCUGGAGGGCAAUAUCUGCUUUGGAAAACAGAAUAUGAAGAAUGGGUAGAUAAACAACAUGUUUUAAAUAAGAAGAGGGAUAAAUUUAAUAUUACUAAAGAUAUGUUAUUGGGCCAGGGAGAAUAUGAUACAGCUCAACAGCAGAUGCAUAUGGGAAAGGAAGCCUUAUGGCAGGUAACUACAUGUGCUAUAAAUGCCUGGAAGUCUUUGCCUUUGACUCCAGGGAAGGCCUCCACUUUGACAGAUUUAAGACAAAAGCCUGAGGAGUCAUAUGAGGAUUUUGUUUCUCGCUUGCUAAUAGAGAUAAAAAGGGUAAUAACUGAUGAGGAUGCAGCUAAUAUAUUAGCUAAACAAUUGGCCUUUGAAAAUGCCAAUCCUGUUUGUCAAAACUUGAUUCGGCCAAUUAAAAAAACUGGUAGCAUCUUAGAUUUUAUUAAACAAUGUUCUGACGUGGGUCCCUCUUAUAUGCAAGGGAUUGCUUUGGCAGCCGCUCUUAAGGGAGAAACACUUCCUCAAUGUAUGAUGAAUAUGGUUCAAAAAACAAAAAACCCUAGGGGACCAAAAGGAAAUAAUUGUUUUGCUUGUGGAGGCGCAGGUCAUUUUAGUAAAGAAUGUCCUAAUAAAAAUAUACCUCCAGCAGGUCCUAUUAGAAUGAUAUCUCCUGGUAAUGUUGGGGUCCCAAAGACUCCUUGCCAAAGAUGUGGGAAAGGAAAUCAUUGGACUAAAUUGUGUAAGAGUAAAUAUCACAAGGACGGACACAUUCUUCCCCCUAAUGGGGUUUCUACAGUGCCUCAGGCUGGAGCUCAAAUGCCAAUAUUUCCUGCACCUGUUUUUCCAGAUACACCUGCUGGAACUAAUUCGGGAAACUUACUUCGGGCCCAACCCCGGGCCCAACAAACAAUAGGGGCAAUUCACCAGACGCUCAAUCCCUUUCUUCCCUCAGGGGAAUCAAUGAAUUGUUCAGGGCCACCCCAGGCAGCGCAGGAUUGGACCUCUGUGCCGCCUCGGCAACAAUACUAA